This is a messenger RNA of Acanthosepion pharaonis, 5133 nucleotides long. The record is from the annotation of a GenBank genome assembly. NCBI's taxonomy places the organism in Eukaryota, Metazoa, Mollusca, Cephalopoda, Sepiida, Sepiidae.
AUGCCGAAUUCAUACGUUGUCCGCUCUCCUCCGAUGCUGAAUUAUACGUUGUCCGCCGAUGACUCCUCCGAUGCCGAUGCCGAAUUUAUCCGUUGUCCGCCCUCCUCCGAUGCCGAAUUUAUCCAUUUGUCGCCUCCGAUGCCGAAUUUAUCCGUUGUCCGCCCUCCUCCGAUGCCGUCCGAUAUCCGUUGUCCGCCCUCCUCCGAUGCCGAAUUUAUCCGUUGUCCGCCCUCCUCCGAUGCCGAAUUUAUCCGUUGUCCGCCCUCCUCCGAUGCCGAAUUUAUAUUGUAUCCGAUUGUCCGUUGCCCUCCUCCGAUGCCGAAUUUAUACGUUGUCCGCCUCCUCCGAUGCCGAAUUUAUACGUUGUCCGCCCUCCUCCGAUGCCGAAUUUAUCCGUUGUCCGCCCCUCCUCCGAUGCCGAAUUUAUACGUUGUCCGCCCUCCUCCGAUGCCGAAUUUAUCCAUUGUCCGCCCUCCUCCGAUGCUGAAUUUAUCGUUGUCCGUUGAAUUCCGUCCGCCCUCCUCCGAUGCCGAAUUUAUACGUUGUCCGCCCGCCCUCCGAUGCCGAAUUUAUCCAUUGUCCGCCCUCCUCCGAUGCCGAAUUUAUCCGUUGUCCGCUCUCCUCCGAUGCCGAAUUUAUCCAUUGUCCGCCCUCCUCCGAUGCCGAAUUUAUCCGUUGUCCGCCCUCCUCCGAUGCCGAAUUUAUCCAUUGUCCGCCCUCCUCCGAUGCCGAAUUUAUACGUUGUCCGCCCUCCCGAUGCCGAAUUUAUACGUUGGUCCGCAUUUAUACUCCAACCGAUGCCGAAUUUAUACGUUGUCCGCCCGCCUCGAUGCCGAAUUUAUCCGUUGUCCGCCCUCCUCCGAUGCCGAAUUUAUACGUUGUCCGCCCUCCUCCGAUGCCGAAUUUAUACGUUGUCCGCCCACCUCCGAUGCCGAAUUUAUCCGUUGUCCGCCCUCCUCCGAUGCCGAAUUUAUCCGGUCCGCCCUUCCGAUGCCGCCCGUUGUCCGCCCUCCUCCGAUGCCGAAUUUAUCCGAAUUUGUCCGCCCUCCUCCGAUGCCGAAUUCCGAAUUCGUCAUUGUUCGCCCUCCUCCGGAUGCCGAAUUGACCCAUUGUCCGCCCCCUCCGUGCGAAUUUAUCCGUUGUCCCGCCCUCCUCCGAUGCCGAAUUUAUACGUUGUCCGCCCUUCCUCCGAUGCCGCCGAAUUUAUCCAUUGUCCGCCUCUCGAUGCUGAAUUUUGCCGUUGUCGCCCUCCUCCGAUGCACCGAAUUUAUACGUUGUCUGCCCCUCCUGUUGUCCGAAUUUAUUCGCCGUUGUCCGACCUCUCCGAUGCCCGGGUAUCCAUUGUCUGCCCUCCUCCGAUGCUGGGACCGUCAUGUUGUCCGCCUCCUCCGAUGCCGAAUUUAUCCGUUGUCCGCUCCUUCGUGCGAAUUUAUACGUUGUCCACUCUCCUUCGAUUCCGAAUUUGAUCCGUUGUCGCCCUCCUCCGAUGCCGAAUUUUGCCUGGUCCGUUGUCCCACUCUCCGAUGCAUCGAAUUUAUCCGUUGUCCGCCCUCCUUCGAUGCCGAAUUUAUCCGUUGUCCGCCCUCCUCCGAUGCCGAUUAUACCAUGGUCUGGGCCCUUCUCUCGAUGCCGAAUUCCAUCCAUUGUUGUCCUCCGAUGCCCUCCCAUUUAAUUUAUCGUGUCCGCCCUCCUCCCGAUGCCGAAUUGCCAUUGUCCGCAACCCUCAUCCCGAUACCGAAUUUAUCGUUGUCGCCCUCCUCCGAUGCGGGUGCUCCAUUUGUCGCCUGUCCGAUGCCGAAUUUGCUUACCGUUGUCCGCCCGCCUCGAUGCCGCAAUUUUUCCGUUGUCGCCCUCGCUUCGGUAAUUUAUAUGUUGUCCGCCCUCCUCGAUGCCAGAUUAUACGUUGUCGCCCUCCUCGGAUACCAAUUUCGUUGUCCCGCCCUCCUCCGAUGUCAAUUUAUCCAUUGUCCGCCUCCUCCGAUGCCGAAUUUGUCCGUUGUCCAUAACCUCCUCCGAUGCCGGGUUAUCGGUAUCCGCCUCAUCGAUGUGAAUUUAUCAUUGUCGCCCUCUGUUCAAUUUGCGUUGUCGCCCUCCUCCCGUGCCGGGUGCCAUUGUCCGCCGCCUCGAUGCCGAAUUUAUGCAUUUGUCCGCCCUCCUCCGAUGCCGAAUUUAUGCGUUGUCGCCCUCACAUCGUGCCAAUUUAUGCAUGUCGCCCCUCCUCCCGAUGCGGGUAUACGUGCCUCCUCUGAUACCGAAUUUUGCCGUUCGCCCUCCUCCGAUGUCGAAUUUAUCCAUUGUCCGCCCUCCUCCGAUAUCGGGUAUAUUGUCCGUCUCCUCCGAAUUUGUCGUCCGCCCUCCUCUCCGAUGCCGAAUUUAUCCGUGUCCGCCCUCCGCCCUCCGAUGCCGAAUUUAUCCGUUGUCCGCCCUCCUCUGUUAAUGUUGUCCGCCCUCCUCCGAUGCCAAUUUAUACGAUGUCCGCCCUCCUUCGAUGCCAAUUUCGCCGUUGUCCGCUCUCCUCCGAUGCCGAAUUUAUACGUUUGUCCGCCCCUCCAUCGAUGCCGAAUUUAUACGUUGUCCGCCCUCCUCGAUGCGGAAUUGCACGUUGUCCGCACUCCUCGAUACCAAUUUAUACGUUGUCCGCCCACUCUCGAUGUCGAAUUUAUCCGUUGUCCGCCCUCCUCCGAUGCCAAUUUUAUCGGUUGUCCGUCUCCUCCGAUACCGUUUAUACGUUGUCCGCCCUUCUCCGAUGCCAAUUCAUACGUUGUCCGCUCUCCUCGUGCCGAAUUUAUCCAUUGUCCGCCCUCUCCAUUGCCGAAUUUAUCCGUUGUCCGCCCUCCUCCGAUGCCAGGAUGUCCGCCCUCCUUGUGCGCCGUUGUCCGCUCUCCUCGAUUCCGAAUUUAUCAUUGUCCGCCCUCCUCCGAUGCCGAAUUUAUCCGUUGUCCGCCCUCCUCCGUUGGGUUUGCCACGUUGUCCGCCUCCUUCGAUGCCGGGUAUACGUUGUCGCCCUCCUCCGAUGCCGAAUUUAUCCGUUGUCCCCCCCGAUGCCUCAGUUGUCCGCUCCUUCGAUUAUACGUUGUCCGCCCUCCUCCGAUGCCGAAUUUAUCCGUUGUCCGCCCUCCUCUGAUGCCGAUUUUAUCCGCCCUCCUCCGAUGUCAAUUUAUCCGUUGUCCCCUCCUCCGAUGCCGAAUUUAUCCAUUGUCCGCCUCCUCCGAUGCCGAAUUUAUCCGUUGUCCGCCCUCUCCGAUACCCGAAUUUGCCGUUGUCCGCCUCCUCGAUCUCCGAAUUUAUCCAUUUGUCCGCCCUCCUCCGAUGCCGAAUUUAUGUUGUCCGCCCUCCUCCGAUGCCAAUUUGCCGUUGUCCGCCUCCUCCGAUGCCGAAUUUAUACGUUGUCCGCUCUCCUUCGAUGCGAAUUUUGUCGUUGUCCUCCUCUCGUGCCGAAUUUAUCCGUUGUCCGCCUCCUCCGAUGCCGAAUUUUAUCCGUUUGUCCGCCCCUCCUCCGAUGCCGCCUCCUCGUGCCGGGUAUCCGUUGUCCGCCCUCCUCCGAUGCCAUCCAUUGUCCCGCCCUCUCCGAUGCCGGGUUGUCCGUUGUCCGCCCUCCUCCGAUGCCAAAUUUAUCCGUUGUCCGCCCUCCUCGAUGCCGAUAUACGUUGUCCGCCCUCCUAUCCAAUUUUACGUUCCGCCCCUCCUCCCGAUGCCGAAUUUAUCCGUUGUCCGCCCUCCUCCGAUGCCGAAUUUAUCCGUUGUCCGCCCUCCUCCGAUGCCGAAUUUAUUCGUUGUCCGCCCUCCUCCGAUGCCAAAUUUUCGUUGUCAGCCGCCUCUCGAUGCCGAAUUUAUCCAUUGUCCGCCCUCCUCCGAUGCCGAAUUUUAUCCGUUGUCCGCCCUCCUCCGAUGCCGAAUUUAUCCGUUGUCCGCCCUCCUCCGAUGCCGAAUUUACGUUGUCCGCCCUCCUCCGAUGCCGAAUUUAUCCGUUGUCCGCCCCUCCUCCGAUGCGGGUAUCCGUUGUCCGCCCACUCCUCCGAUGCCGGGUAUACGUUGUCGCCCUCCUCCAAUGCCGAAUUUAUUCCGUUGUCCGCCCUCCUUCGAUGCCGAAUUUAUCCGUUGUCCGCCCUCCUCCGAUGUCGAAUUUAUCAUUGUCCGCCCUCCUCCGAUGCCGAAUUUGUCCGUUGUCCGCCUCCUCCGAUGCCGAAUUUAUCCGCCUUGAUCCGCCCUCCUCCGAUGCCGAAUUUAUCCGUUGUCCGCCCUCCUCCGAUGCCGAAUUUAUACGUUGUCCGCCCUCCUCGAUGCCGAAUUUAUCGUUUGUCCGCCCUCUCCGAUGCCGAAUUUAUCCAUUGUCGCCCUCCUCCGAUGCCGAAUUUAUCCGUUGUCCGCCCUCCGCUUCGAUGCCGAAUUUAUACGUUGUCCGCUCACCUUCGAUGCGAAUUUAUCCGUUGUCGCCCUCCUCCGAUGUCGAUUUAUCCAUUGGGUCCGUCCUCCUCCGAUGCCGAAUUUAUCCGUUGUCCGCCCCCUCCGAUCGAAUUUAUACGUUGUCCGCCUCCCUCCGAUGCCGAAUUUAUCCAUCCGCCCUUGUCCGUCCGCCUCCUCCGAUGCCGAAUUUAUGCGUUGUCCGCCCCUCCGAUGCCGAAUUUAUCCAUUGUCCGCUCUCCGAUGCCGAAUUUAUCCGUUGUCCGCCCCUCCUCCGAUGCCGAAUUAUCCGUUGUCCGCCCUCCUCCGAUGCCGAAUUAUAUGUUCCGAUGCCGAAUUUAUUGUCCGCCCUCCUCCGAUGCCGAAUUUAUACGUUGUCCGCCCUCCUCCGAUGCCGAAUUUAUCCAUUGUCCGCCCUCCUCCGAUGCCGAAUUUAUUUGUCUGUCCGCCCUCCUCCGAUACCGAAUUUAUACGUUGUCCGCCCUCCUCCGAUGCCGAAUUUAUACGUUGUCCGCCCUCCUCCGAUGCCGAAUUUAUCCGUUGUCCGCCCUCCCGAUGCCGAAUUUAUCCAUUGUCCGCCCCUCCUCCGAUGCCGAAUUUCCGAUACAAAUUUAUACGAUGUCCGAUGCCCUCCUCCGAUGCCGGAAAUCCAUUGUCCGCCCUCCCGAUGCCGAAUUUACGUUGUCCGCCGAUGCCUCCGAUGGCGAAUUUAUACGUUGUCCGCCCUUCUGA